This is a messenger RNA of Carassius auratus (goldfish), 900 nucleotides long. RefSeq lists its product as uncharacterized. NCBI's taxonomy places the organism in Eukaryota, Metazoa, Chordata, Actinopteri, Cypriniformes, Cyprinidae. The record is from RefSeq and is a predicted model, not a curated record. The coding region runs from base 101 to 832 and encodes 243 amino acids. The transcript has 5 exons.
AGUUGUUGAUGAGGUUUAUGCUCAGAAGUACUGUCACAGUAAUACAGAAAAAAAGCUGGAGCUGCAUUGUUAUCUUUUAAAAAGCUGAAAUAUCUUCAGUAUGCAGUUUCCUGUUCUUCUCUUCAUCUCAUCUGUUUCAGCAGUAGUUGGGAUAGUGAGUGUACUAGUUACCAAACCUGUGAUUUCCUACUGCCACCAGGCUAUCACUCUGCACUGCAAUGUUUCUCUAUUUGAUGCAAAGGACCAUGAACUCCAGGUUACUCAUCUGAGCUGGAUUAAAGAAUCAAAUAAAACAGUAUGCUCAGAAAGCAUGACAGCAAAGAAAGGUUCCAUUUACUGCCAAUACAUGCCAAACAAACAGCUGGUACUAAAUAUUGCCCACCCAAAAUCAGAUGACAUCGGACGCUAUAUCUGCAAACUCCGAUCCUCCUAUGGACAUGCAAGUGCUGAUACCAAUGUUACACUGGAGUGUCCUCAGGAAAUUGUACAGAUAAAUGAAGAUGGAAAAAACAGGGUGACAUGCAAGGUUGGGAAGUCAAACCAUCAUGGCCGUAUCCACUGGUUUAAUGGAAAAGACAAUCUAACAAGCCAGUCAACCCAGGACAUAAGUUCUGCUGCUGAUGGAUCAUAUACAGUGAUUAACAAACACAUUACACACCACUCAAACCUACAAAUCAAAGAUCAAGGAACACCAACUUCCCCAACUUUUCUCCUCGACUCCACCAUUUCUCUCUCACUCUUCUACCCCACUAGGCUCAAGAAGGCCUAUACCACAUAUGAUUUAUCUCGUGAAUCUGUUGUUUUUCUCCUUUCAUGUGUGAUAUCAUUUUAAGUUCAAGUUCAAAUUAAAUUUUCCUGAAUUUACUCACCCCCAUGUCAUCCUAGAACUUCAGUCGAAAA